AUGGCUUCUAAUAAUAAAUUAUUCUAUCUUGAUGUUUCAAUACCUUUUACCAUAUAUGAUGAAUCUUUAAUGCCCUGGGCAGAUCUUUCUUCAAUUGUAGGUGCAAUAAACCGAACCAGUUCCUCAGCUUACAUUGAUAAGACCUCUAUUUUUUUUAUUGGCGGGUAUUAUUCUGUAAAUAGUCCUUCUAUUAAUAAAUUUGAUACCGCAACACAGCAAUGGAGUACACCUAGUAUUUCAGGAUCAAUACCUCUCUCAAGCAAUUUAAAAUAUGCUCCUUGUGUUAGCUUAGGAAAUAAAAUAUAUAUUUAUGGUGGGAAUGCAUCUCUAAGCGCCAUGAAUAAACUAAAUACUUCAAGCUUAUUAUGGUCUAUAUUAUCAUAUACAAUAACGUCUAGCAAAACUCAGGGCUAUAGUGCUACGUUAUUAAAUGAUUCAAUUUUAUAUAUUGGAGGUACUAAUCAACUCGCAUUCAAUGGUUGGAAUUGUCCAAACAAAACAUUUAAUUUAAUGAAAGAGGAUAUUUCUGAUGUUUCACUUAUUGCACUUGAUAUAUUGGCAUUUACUUGGUUGGUCCCUAAUAUUUCAAAUACUGGUGGCCCUCAACAGGUUUUGAGAUGGCAUAGUUCCACAAUGAUUGGUGCCUAUGUUCUUAUUGCAUUUGGAUAUUUGUUUCCAACUGUUGAUAUUCGUACUACUACUUCUGAUAUUUUUCUUCUUGAUGUAAGCCGCGUCGAUAAUUACAGAUGGGUUACAUCAUAUGAACCCGAUAAAACACUUCAACCCAUACCAUCUACAUUAUUUACUCAACCAACUACACCCCAAUAA
Messenger RNA from Cetraspora pellucida, 828 nucleotides. NCBI's taxonomy places the organism in Eukaryota, Fungi, Glomeromycota, Glomeromycetes, Diversisporales, Gigasporaceae. The record is from the annotation of a GenBank genome assembly.